CGCUUGGCUGCCUUAUCAUCGCUUCCUUAUUGCCAAACCUGCAAAGACAGGGCUGCACUGAAUGCAACGUAAUUUUGACCCAUGUUCCAUUAGCUGAGCGGCCCAGAGGGCACGAGGCUUCCGCGCGGGAUUGUAAUGCUACACUGUCCUCCCUCUCCGGCCAGUUCAUCCUCAGCAGCGCAGAGCAAUGGACCUGAAACCGUAGGGCUCCUCCAACACAGCAUAUCUGCAGUCACCUGCGACUCCAAUAGGCAAUCAAUAUUAAUAGAGUAUUUGUAAGGAGGAUUACAGCCAUACGGCAAUACGUCGCGGGGGGGAAGACUGGAAUUAUGAAGCGCUGUCAACAUGUCUAAGGCCACUGUUAAGAAGCUGCACUGGCGCUCAAAAGUGCAGGAGAGCUUCGUCCCACUGGGCGGAGCCUCGGGAGAGCUUGGUGUGGCCAUUGGAGGUGGUGCAGAUUAUGGAGAGUUCCCAUUUGUUACAGCAGCACCUGGGGGUGGAGCCACUGUUGGUGACGUCAUCUUAGAAAUUGGAGGUACACCUGUCCUGGGAUUGACCUUGGGAGAUGUAAGAGGGGUUCUGAACUCAUGUCCACAUCCCAUUCGGAUCAAAACCGUCUUACCAGGCUCGACUCUCUGUAAGGAUCUGAGACUUUACCUGAGCAAGUGUUUUACCCCUGGAUCAAUGGACAGCCAACUCCAACAGGUCAUACGAGAGAACCUCUACCUGCGCGCCGUGCCCUGUACAACCAGGCAACCGCGGGAUGGAGAGAUCUCAGGGGUGGAUUAUAACUUUGUCUCCAUUGAGGAAUUCUUCUCCCUGGAAGAGUCUGGAGCACUGCUGGAAAGUGGGAAGUUCAAAGGGAACUAUUAUGGCACACCUCGGCCGGUCCACAUUGGUCCUGACAGCCCCCCCAUUACGUACCAGGAACAUCGAAACCUCUUGAGGAAUUUUCGUACCCGCAGCAAAUCGCUCAGCAACCUGGAAAAGGCUGUGGAGGAAGGUGACAACAGCGAGGAAGACUCUGGUCUAUCAGCGGGGUCUGCCGGAGCCAGCAGUGCCCCUCCCACCACCAUUGUCUCACCUAAUCAGACUUGGGACUCAGGCGGUGGGCGGGAUGGAGGGGUUGCCAUGGAGAACGGAGCACGUGGAGGGGCUUUGCCUGAAAACUGGGAGCUGGCGUUCAGUGACACGGGCGAACCCUAUUACAUCAACCAUAACUCAAAGACCACAAGCUGGCUGGACCCAAGGACUCAGGGCAAAGAGAUUGUCAGCAAGACGGAGUUACCUGCAUUCACAGACCAACCAUCUGAACUGAAGGGCUAUUCCAUACACACUCGCCUGUCGAAAGGGCCUCGUGGGUUUGGCUUCAACAUUGUGGGUGGCAGUAGACCUCGUGAGUUCCUGCAGGUGUACAGCGUCACCCCAGGAGGCCCAUCUGCACUCAAAACAGCGGACAUCCUGGUGUACAUUAAUGACUUGUGUGUGCUGGGUCUGUCCCAUAAAGAAGUGGUAGAAAUGCUGAAAUCCGUCCCCAUGGGUCACAGUGUGGAUGUGGUUCUUCGUCGAGGUUACCCCAUGCUCUACAACCCUGAUGGCUGCCCCAAAACAAGCCUCGCAUCCCCUUCCGAUCCAACCAGUGCCAAACCUGCAGCCCCCAGUUCUGCUCAAUCCCAGGUUCAGCAUCCUGAUGGACACCAGCCUGGCUUGGUGAACCUCAAUCGCUCCAUGUCCCACCACAACAACUUCUACCCCCGCAUGCAGAAAGAGGCCUUGGAUGCGAACGGGAACACAGCACCCCAGCCUUCCUACUCAAUGGUCAAUGGAAAUGGAGUGGGAGGGACUUUAGGAUUGGGGGCGGUGCCUUUAACAAAUGCCCCUCCCCCAUCAGAGCGAAUGAGCUCUAGUCACAGCGAUACGGAGGUCAGCUCUGUUGUCACACGCAGAGCUUCCCUUGUCCGAAGCUACAACAACAACACUCUUCCAGCUCCUUCUCACACCCAUCAUAGUUCCAAGUCUUCCGAGAGCGAUCUCUCCUCUGCUACGCUGCCCCUGCCCCGGCCCGAGGUGGGUCCUACCGCGCCGCCACCAGGAGCGCCUAGCACCCAGCGGCCUCCCAUGCCCCAAACAUCUCUUGCCGUCGUACCCCCAACCGAGCACCCACCCUGUGGUUUCAACGGGUGUCCAGCCAACAAUCCCCCGCGGCCUCUUCCGGGUGGCCUAGGGUCCCCCGGAGCCCCGGGUGGGGUAGGUUGUGGGGGAGGGGGUGAGCUGGUACCUGUGGCCUUGGGCAGGAGCGAGGGAGGGGGUAUGGGUUUCAGUGUGACGGCUGGGGGGCAAGGAGGGCAGCUGGCAGUGGUGAAGAGGGUCUGGGACAGACGACAGUGCCCCUCCUUACAGCCAGGGGAUGCCAUUAUUAAAAUCAAUGGCGCUGAUGUGCAGAGCCUCAGCUUCGCACAGGUGCAGCGGGUGCUGCAAGAACAUACCAAACAGGGUGAGGUGGUCUUACUGGUUUACAGAGGAAGUCCUCUUUGCUCCCCAGGCUCCCCAAAUGCCUAUAAAAGACCUCCUCCCUCCCUGGGCACCCCAGAUCUGACGUCACCCUCCUCUGAUGGUGCUGUGCCCAGCCAGAGCACCCUCUCUCCCUCCUCGCCCUGCAGUGACCUCCCCAACCUGGUCCAAAGCACCAGCUUCCUGGACUCUGUGCCCGUGACCCUGACCCUAGAGCCCCGGGACUGGUUAGGGGUUGAGGACGGACCUGCUCAGUGGAGCCGUACUGCUGCCUCUAACCUCGGCGCGGUGUCCAAAAGCCAUGUAGACGCGAGGGGAGUGGUCUCCUCCAGAGCGAUGGAGGUGGAGUUGAGACGGAGACCAGGAGAGGGAUUCGGGUUUGUCAUCGCAUCACAGGACGUAGUGAAUGGAACCUCGUCUCUAGUGUCUCACAGGUUUGUGACGGUGCGUCGGGGGAGUCCAGCUGCACGCAGUGGUCAGAUUCAGCCGGGGGAUCAGCUGGAGGCCGUGGAGGGCAGAUCAGUGGUCACGCUUCCUCACAGAGACCUCGCACAGAUACUGCGCAGAGCUGGCAACAACCUCAGACUCACCAUUAUACCACGCUCUCACACUAACAAUAAUCUGCCUGAGUACCCUGACUUUGAUGCUGAGAGCCGGUUAAGAAAAGGGCAUCGGGCCAAGCAAAAGGAUUCCCAAUUUUACAGUGUUGAUCUUGAGAGGGGCCCAACAGGGUUUGGCUUUAGUUUGCGAGGUGGAAGCGAGUAUAACAUGGGUCUGUAUGUACUUGGUCUGAUGGAGGGCGGACCGGCCUCACGCAGUCAGAAAAUUCAGGUGAGUGAUCAGCUAGUGGAGAUAAAUGGAGACAGCACAGCCGGGAUGACACACAGCCAGGCCGUGGAGCAGAUCCGAAAGGGAGGAGCAUGGAUUCACCUCGUACUGAAGAAAGGCAACGGAUAUGUACCGGAUUAUGACCGUGAAUCUGGAGUUGCUUCCCCCUCCUCCCUCUUCUCCAAGGAGCCGCUUGUGGCAGCAGUUGAUCGCUCUCCUCCGAGGAGCAGCAGACGGGUGGAUGAUAGCGGAUGUGAGAGGAGAGAGAGGAGGGGGGAGGGACGGAGGGAAUCAGAGGGAAGGAGCAGAGAAAGAGGAGCCGUGGAGGGCAAGCGGAGCCGGGCGGAGGAUGUUAGCGCGGCCGGAAGAAGGAGAGAGCAACAGAUGCGUUCGAGGAGUUUGCCUGGCACGUUGAGGGGUCGAGAGGGGCCGCAGAGAAAAGAGGAGGAGGAGGAGAAGGGCACACGGGGGGAAAGGAAGGGAGAGGGGGAACAACGACGGGGAAGGCAGAAAAGCAAGAGCAUGGGGGAGAGAAGACAAAAAGUGAAGGAUGUUAGUUCAGAGAGAGAGAACGGCCUCCCUGAGAGGGAGAAAGGGAGUGUCAGGAGAGAAAAGAGGGAUAACAACGGAACUAGCACAACAGAGGUCACACCACACGCACCUUUCUCCUUCCUCAAGCCUUUGGACAAUGACGAUGAUGGGUCAGGUGCAGAAUCGGCUCACAGCAUCUCUGAAGUCAGCAUCGCAUUCUCCGCUCAGUGGCCUCUACAAGCCCCUGGAUCUUCGACAACACCUCCGGGACCCUGGCUAGUCCCCAGCCCUCACAAACUCUCUCAGGUUUUAGAGAGGAAAAGGCUGAGCCAGAAUAAGGGAGGACUGUGGUCCUAAUGCUAAUUCCCUUAAAAGGAUAGUUCACCUAAAAACUCGCCCUCAUGUUGUUCCAGUCCCGUACGAUUUUCUUUCUUCGAGGAGAAAUUUAGAAGAGUUGUACUGGUUGCUCUUUUCCACAUGAAUGAAUUGGGGGAAAAAAACAUGCAAAACCACCAAAAAAUUGUCCAUACAACUUGUGUACUAUAUUCCAAGUCUACUGAAGUCAUAGGCUCUGUCCCAAGCUGAACCCUAAAGCCCCGUUCACACCAAGGGUGAAAAAUCUAACGAUAACUAUAGACCAUAUGUGCCAGAGAAACAAGCGCGCAGCCAUCUUUAGAAUUUUGUCUUUGAACUUCCGUUAUUGUGGUAGUUCUGUGUUUUUCUAUGGCAUUGCUGUCGAAGAGUAAUUAUUGGUGAAGUGGAUUUACUUAUUGUAGAGUUACCUAUUGUAAUGUUUGACGCGGAUGUCGUAACAAUAGACAGGGAAGAUUUUUAAACGAGUGGUUCAUUUAUAAAUCCGCAAGAUGGAAAUUCUAUGAGAAUAGUGGAGUUCGCACCACAACUACAACGAUUAUGACACGAGAACAAUACCGUUGGAAUCAGUCUCACAAUGUUUUUUUUCAAGCUGAUGAACGAUUAAAAACAUUGGCAGCCAAUCAUAAUCCAUUGUGCUUUAAAGCUACACUGUGUGAUUUUUACCCCCAUCUAGCAGUGAAAAGGUAUAUGAUCAUCCAGUGAAUAUUAGUUUCU
Molecule: messenger RNA, 4959 nt
Organism: Pimephales promelas (fathead minnow)
Lineage: Eukaryota; Metazoa; Chordata; Actinopteri; Cypriniformes; Leuciscidae
Gene: magixa
Product: MAGI family member, X-linked a
Biological process (GO): signal transduction
Cellular component (GO): cell-cell junction; cytoplasm
Molecular function (GO): protein binding
Source: RefSeq, a predicted model, not a curated record